UCAAAAGCCAAGCCAAAGAUCAUGACUUCCAUAAUGCAAAGCUAUCGCCACAAGAAGUUCGACUUGAUAACUGCUCGUCGUGAGGAGAAGCAUCCAGAGCUGAAGAUCAAGGAGGAGCUGCUGUCUCGCAGUCACCACGAUGAGGAGGAGGAUACCAGCAGUCAGUGCUCCAGCGAUUACAGUCUUCCGCUGUCCAAGAGACGACGUCUCAAUAGCACCAUAUGCGAUGCAUCGCUGGAAUCAGAGUCAACAUCCUCCUCGCACUCACUACCCAACUCCAUCAGUCCCGAAGCCCUACGAGACAUUUGCAAAUAUCAUGGCAAUAUGGUGAGAAAAUUUCCGAAAAAGGAACGCACGCCCAAAGAUCAGGAGCGACGCAAUAAGAACACCAUUGCAUGCCGCAUGAGCCGGCGGGUCAAGAAACUGGAGCAUCUCGCCGUGGAGGAGCAGUACAAGGAAUUCACUUGCCAGCAUCUCAAAAUUGUUGAACAGGGCAUGAGAGCAAAUGCCUAUUUCCAUCAUCUCAAUCAACUGGUCAAGCUCGAUCAGGCCAAGAGUCCACCUCCAGCGCCUGUGCAGAACAAGAAUUUCAGUAUUGACUAUCUGAUGAACGGUAUCAAGGGAGAGCAUUGUUAG
Drosophila innubila is the source of this 636-nucleotide messenger RNA. Its product is annotated as protein Mabiki. The record is from RefSeq and is a predicted model, not a curated record. Lineage: Eukaryota; Metazoa; Arthropoda; Insecta; Diptera; Drosophilidae. Bases 22 to 636 code for a protein of 204 amino acids. The transcript has a single exon.